Messenger RNA from Chelonoidis abingdonii (Abingdon island giant tortoise), 2489 nucleotides. RefSeq names its product acyl-CoA dehydrogenase medium chain (gene ACADM). Gene Ontology annotation, molecular function: flavin adenine dinucleotide binding; medium-chain fatty acyl-CoA dehydrogenase activity. The record is from RefSeq and is a predicted model, not a curated record. Gene Ontology annotation, biological process: medium-chain fatty acid catabolic process; fatty acid beta-oxidation. NCBI's taxonomy places the organism in Eukaryota, Metazoa, Chordata, Testudines, Testudinidae. Gene Ontology annotation, cellular component: mitochondrion; cytoplasm.
CUCAGCCCCGCCCAGAAGCAGGCUGGCGCCCCUCGGUGUGCGUCGGGAGGCGGGGCCCAGCGGACACUGCUGCUCGCCUGCAGCCAGCGGGGUCGGCUAGUGCUUGGCAGAGCCCAUCGAGAUGUCCGCGCUGAGGGUCACCCGGGUUCUUCGAAGCAUUGCUCAGUGUGGCUGGAGGUCACAAUCUAGUCAAGUUGCUGAAGCGUCACAUCACAUUAAAUCUGGAGCUGGCUUUAGUUUUGAGCUCAGUGAUGAACAGAAAGAGUUUCAAGCUACUGCUCGUAAAUUUGCUAGAGAGGAAAUCAUCCCUGUUGCUGCACAGUAUGACAAAACUGGAGAGUAUCCUGUUCCCCUUAUAAAACGUGCAUGGGAACUUGGUCUGAUGAAUUCACACAUACCAGAAAGUUGUGGUGGACUGGGCCUUGGCACUUUUGAAGCAUGCCUUAUUACAGAAGAACUAGCUUAUGGAUGUACAGGGGUCCAAACUGCUAUUGAAGCGAAUUCCUUGGGACAAAUGCCAGUCAUCAUUGCAGGAAAUGAGCAACAGCAGAAGAAAUAUUUGGGGAGAAUGACUGAGGAGCCAUUGAUGUGUGCCUACUGUGUAACAGAACCUGGAGCAGGCUCUGAUGUGGCAAGUAUAAAAAUGAGAGCUGAGAAGAAAGGAGAUGAAUAUGUCAUAAAUGGUCAAAAGAUGUGGAUCACCAAUGGUGGCAAAGCUAACUGGUAUUUUGUGUUAGCUCGUUCCAAUCCUGAUCCGAAAGCCCCUGCCAGCAAAGCCUUUACUGGAUUUAUUGUGGAAGCAGACAGCCCUGGAAUCCAAAUUGGAAGAAAGGAGAUGAAUAUGGGUCAGCGCUGCUCAGAUACAAGAGGUAUUGUCUUUGAAGAUGUGAGAGUGCCCAAAGAAAACGUUCUAAGUGCUGAGGGAGUUGGUUUUAAAAUUGCUAUGGGAGCUUUUGAUAAAACUAGACCUCCAGUAGCAGCAGGUGCUGUUGGGCUAGCACAGAGAGCAUUAGAUGAAGCUACGAGGUAUGCUUUGGAACGAAAAACCUUUGGAAAACCAAUUAUAGAGCACCAAGCAGUGUCCUUCAUGCUGGCUGAAAUGGCAAUGAAAGUGGAACUAGCAAGACUGGCUUGCCAAAGGGCUGCGUGGGAGAUUGAUGUGGGUCGCAGAAAUACUUACUUUGCAUCCAUUGCCAAGGCAUUUGCUGGUGACAUUGCAAACCAGCUAGCUUCAGAUGCAGUCCAGAUUUUUGGAGGAAAUGGGUUUAAUAGUGAAUAUCCUGUAGAAAAACUAAUGAGAGAUGCCAAAAUCUAUCAGGGAAGCAAAAUAAGAAAGAGGGCCUCCCAUUUCAUCUUUGAGUUUAUUCCUUGGUCUGGAUUGAGGAGCCAUUUUGUCAGUGUCCCUUGGGCAGCUCAGUUUUUGCACAAGCCAGCAAUGGAUAAGACAACUGAUGUCUGUAAUCCUAGGCUCUGAAAUUCAUCUUCUAGUGAUGCUCUUGAGCUUUCUCUCGUGAUUAUUUGCCAGUCCAUGAAGUGUGUAACAUUAACUCUCUCAUCCAGAAAAUGAACAGCAUUUAUCUACAGCUGAUAGACAAGGUCUACAUCCUUCAGAAAAGUGUUACUCUGGUAGUGAGAUUAGUGUGUCAAGAGGCUUUUUUAAAAAGAGAGAUUCUGUCUUGGACUAUUCAAAAUACACGUAAUGGUCCAGAUUCUCCCCUGUGGUAUGGCUGCUUCGUAGCAUAGUAGUAUCCUCCAGCAGCACAAAAGCAGGUUUAGACUAAGGGGUAUGUGGCUGGGACUUUCCUGUGACCUCUGGCUGCUCAAACAGCCUUUCAGGUCCAUUGGCGGCUGGUGAGAGUUAGAGCAGCAUCUUAGCUUCUCUGACUCACACCAGGGAACCAGCUCAAGAUAAGAGGAGCACAACUAUGGCUUUGCAUUCCCCAAGUUUAGCUGUGGCACACACAGCCAGCCAAGGAUUGGGGCUCAGAUCUUGUUCCAAUUCCAUAUGUGUGUGUGUUUCCUUUGCCAAUGAAUCUAUAAAUAGUGUUAUGGGACCAUCUAUUGGAAGGAAACAGGAAAGAGUUCUGAAAAUCCAGCCCAAUUACACAAGUCUCAGACAAAACAUCCUCCCUUCCAGUUCUUUACUGUCUCUACAGAAAAGCACAGUCCACUCAAGCUCUGUCCCAGUACCCUCUCUGGUCUCUGAGUGUACCCCUUCAGGUUCAGACAUCAUUCCAUUACCUUUCCUGGACUGUAAUCCCACAAUUUUCCCACUCUUAGACUGGGCCCUGGGCUACUGUACCCUGUGAUGCCCUGUGUAUAAGCUAUGCUUACCCAGCAGGUCUGACUGGGUUUAACAGUUCUUUCCUUUGAGAGUCUCUGAUCAGUGGUGAAUAUUGUGACCAGACAGCUUGUUAAGAACAGGUUUCAAAGUAGCAGCCGUGUUAGUCUGUAUCCACAAAAAGAACAGGAGUACUUGUAGCAGCUUA